Molecule: messenger RNA, 1881 nt
Organism: Morchella sextelata
Lineage: Eukaryota; Fungi; Ascomycota; Pezizomycetes; Pezizales; Morchellaceae
Exons: 5
Coding region: 1-1881 (626 amino acids)
Biological process (GO): amino acid catabolic process
Molecular function (GO): L-amino-acid oxidase activity; polyamine oxidase activity
Source: RefSeq, a predicted model, not a curated record
AUGAGUUACAACACUGGCGGCGCCGCAGGCCUCAGAGCUCGUAUCGCCAAACGUGUCAUUGAAGAGGAUAUUAAAGUCUCUCGUGGGAAACUCGGAUCUUUCGUUUCUGUUCCUUCCUUAGGUCAUCCGGCUCCUGGAUACGAGGACUUGACUCCAGAAAAGCUUAGAGCCCCUCCCAAGGCAGGGCUUAAACCCGUCGACUUCAAUGUCGGGGUUGUUGGGGGCGGAAUGGCUGGUCUUUAUACAGCAAUGAUCCUCGAGGAUCUCGGUAUAUCCUACGAAGUCCUUGAAGGCUCAAAGGACUGCGGAGGAAGAGUCUGGACCCAUUACUUCUCUGACCCCAAGAAGGAGGGGGAUUACUAUGACGUUGGUGCCAUGCGCUUUCCCGAUAUCGCUAUUAUGAAAAGGAUCUGGAAGCUGUUUAAGGAGCUAGGAAUCGAAAGGGACCAGUCAGCGAAUCCAGCACAGGAGGCUCUAAUUCCCUACUACUUUGCAGGGCCACAAAACCCUCUGUAUUACAACGACAGGUUGGUGGUUGCUCAAGGACCUGGAGAGAACGUCGACGAAACAGACGUUGAUCCUUUUCGUGUGAAACAACUAACACCCGAGAUUAGCUUUGUCAAAAAGGGCUACGAGAAUAUUCUCAAGGAAAUAGUUGAUGACUGGAAGGAUGGUUUUGCGACAAAUUUCGAGCAGACCUGGAUCGAUCUCAUGAGGCAAGAUGCACAAUGCGCAACCGUGCGGUCAUAUAUGGCUGACAAGCUCUCGUCUGAAAAGUACAAACCGAGAGAUAUUUACUACGUCGCCAAUUGGUGCGAAACUAUGGAUGCGGCUACCAACCAGUACGACUCUUCAUUUGUCGCCCUUCUUCUCCACUCCCUCGAAUUUGACUAUCCAUUACACCCGGCUAGUAGCUAUGACCGUUGUGGCCCUAAGGUAGACCCCGAGAAGAAUAUAUGGUGGUGCCUCAACGGAGGAACGAGCGUUCUCACCCACCGAAUGCUAAGGAAGCUCGAUUCCACCGUCAUCUUGGCUGUCACUGUCGAUGAUACUUCAACCGGAGCCAAGGUGCAGGUUACCAAGACCUACUCCUAUCUCAUCACAACAUGUACCACUCCUGCGCUUCAGAUAAUGGAUCUCCGUGAGGCACAACUGAAAUACAGCCAUCGUGAGGCGAUUCGCGUCCUACGCUGCGACAACUCGGUGAAGGUCGGUAUUAAAUUCAAGUACCACUGGUGGGCCGAUGAUAAUGGAAUCAUAAGAGGUGGACUCGGAAAGACACAUCGCCCAACUCGAGUUAUUGUCUAUCCAUCAUAUGUGCUCAAUACUCCGCGUGGUCACGAAGGGGUUCUCCUGGCCUGCUACAAUUGGGCCCAAGAUGCCGCGUGUCUUGGUACCUAUUGCGAUGAGGAAAUUGUGUCUCUUGUGAUCGCAGAUCUCCCAAUCAUGCACAACAAGACGGAGUCCGACCUGCGAGAUGCUAUGGACUGCUACCACGUGCAUGACUGGAAUCGUGAUCCUCGCACCGGAGGAGCCUUUGAGUUAUUUGGCCCCGGCCAAUUCGCUACUCUAUUUCCCAAAAUCCAAAGGCUUACUGCAGAUGGCAGACUGAUAUUUGCUGGCGAGUUAACCAGUAUUUACCACGGCUGGAUAGUGGCGUCCUUGAACAGCUCGUUCAGGGCGGUUCAUCAGAUGUUACUGGCGCAGUGGGGGAAGAGCACGCCUGAGGAGAAAGAUUAUAUUGCAUGUCUCAUUUGGAAAUUACUUGAGAACUGGGGAGGGGAUGAUCACGAGCCUACUGCAGGAGCGGAAUAUGACACAUACCCACAGGGGACGGCCGGGUGGCAGGUGUUUCUGGGAACACGCAAAGCGGAUAUUUGA